UCUCUUGUUGGGACGAGAGCAGCUCCAUUUCAGAGCCCCCUCCUUGAAUCUUGGAAGCCCUGGUGAAGUUUCAUGUGCUGGUAGCUCAGUUUCCUCUCCAUCGUUUGACUGUCUGCAGGCUUUGGACGGGCUCAGAGUCACCGUCAUCCCCCUCACCUGUCAGGAUGUUCAUGCAUUUGGAGGUUUUCUAUUACAUUUUUAUUCUCCUGGCUCACAUGAGGUCGUACUGCUGCUGGUCAGUGAAUAAUUUCUUGAUGACUGGACCCAAGGCAUACCUGAUCUACUCCAGCAGUGUGGCAGCAGGAGCUCAGAGUGGCAUAGAGGAGUGCAAAUACCAGUUUGCAUGGGAUCGUUGGAACUGCCCCGAGAGAGCUCUUCAGCUGUCUACACACAGCAGCCUGCGCAGCGCAAAUCGGGAGACGGCAUUCGUUCAUGCCAUCAGCUCGGCUGGAGUCAUGUACACUUUAACCAGGAAUUGCAGCCUUGGAGACUUUGACAAUUGCGGCUGUGACGACAGCAGGAACGGACAGAGAGGUGGUCAUGGUUGGCUUUGGGGCGGCUGCAGUGAUAAUGUGGGCUUUGGCGAGGCCAUCUCCAAACAGUUUGUGGAUGCCUUGGAGACCGGGCAGGAUGCACGGGCGGCCAUGAAUCUGCAUAAUAACGAGGCUGGACGCAAGGCUGUGAAGGGGACCAUGCAGAGGACUUGUAAGUGCCACGGUGUGUCAGGAAGCUGCACCACUCAGACCUGCUGGCUGCAGCUGCCAGAGUUCAGGGAGGUGGGGAACUACCUGAAGGAGAAGUACCACCGGGCUCUGAAGGUGGAUCUCCUCCGAGGAGCUGGGAACAGCGCAGCCAGUCGGGGGGCCAUCGCUGAGACCUUCAGCUCCAUCUCUCGGAAGGAGCUGGUCCACCUUGAAGACUCCCCCGACUACUGCCUGGAAAACCGCACUCUGGGCUUGCCGGGCACAGAGGGCCGUGAGUGUCUGAAGAAGGGCAAGAGCUUGAGCAAAUGGGAAAAGCGGAGCUGCAAGAGGCUAUGUGGAGAGUGUGGGCUGGCUGUGGAGGAGCGCAAAGCUGAGAUGGUGUCGAGCUGUAAUUGUAAAUUCCACUGGUGCUGCACGGUGAAGUGCGAGCAGUGCAGGAAGACAGUGACCAAGUACUUUUGUGUAAAGAAGGGCGGUCAGAGGGGAAGAAAUGAGAGUGCUGGUAGCCGCCGGAAGAACCUCAGACUGAGGAAGAAGCACUGAGCGUCUUCAUCACUUCUCCCUGCUGUCAUCAUUUUUGUACCACUGCAGCUCCUGUGAACACUCAAACUCUCUGUGCAUGUUCAGAUAGCGUGUGCUUUGGAGAAAAAAACAAAAAAACAAUUUAAGACCAACUUCAUUGUCAGUUUUGUAUUAAAAGCUAAAGAUGGUGUGAUGCGCACAGAGUAACGUGAUAGAGGAGAUAAGAAGGGGAGGUUUUACAACUUUGUAGAAUUUUUGGUACAAAUGUAU
Messenger RNA from Larimichthys crocea (large yellow croaker), 1496 nucleotides. It is a transcript of the gene wnt8b, whose product is annotated as wingless-type MMTV integration site family, member 8b. Gene Ontology annotation, cellular component: extracellular region. Lineage: Eukaryota; Metazoa; Chordata; Actinopteri; Sciaenidae. The transcript is spliced from 6 exons. Gene Ontology annotation, molecular function: cytokine activity; frizzled binding. The record is from RefSeq and is a predicted model, not a curated record. The coding region runs from base 165 to 1247 and encodes 360 amino acids. Gene Ontology annotation, biological process: canonical Wnt signaling pathway; cell fate commitment; neuron differentiation.